AUGAUCGCUAUAGAGGCGGAGCAGCCGAAGGAGGAGAGAGUGCCGAAAGUGGAGCCUUCGAGCUCGCAGCGAACGCUCACGCGCUCGAGUGCGGUGAGCCAGAGGUCCGUCGACUUGGUGGUCCACCCGGAGAACUCGAACAACCCUCUGCACAGGUCCAAAUUAGCCCCCGUCCGCUCGUCGUCGGAAUCGUCUUCGAGCAAGAAAAUGUUAAACUUAAGGAAGACGAAGAACUCGUCGAUAGAGUCCACGAUGAGUUUGCCGAAUCAGAAAUCUCUGGAGAAGAAACACGGGAGCCUCCGGCAUCAGAAGUCGAUAGGCGCCCACUCGGACGUGACGCUGAGCACGCAGCCCGUGAUUUCGGACGACCGGAAGGCUCUGAGGGAGGCCUUGUAUCAGGGUAUAUUUCAUAGACAUAGACGGACAAUUUUCGCAGUGGGCUCGUUCCUUAGGAUGCUUAGAAGCAAAACGUCCAACUACGACUCGAUUAGAUCAGAGUCGGACGAGAUUUAGCAUUCUUAUCGUAAGUUUGUAAGUGAUCGUUUUUAAUAAUAAUUCGGUAGUGACACCACAGACUGCGAAUGUGCUUUUUAUAUAACAAAACAAAUGUUAUUAGAUUUAGUAAUUUGUAAUAUGGUAAUUGUUUUAGAUUAAAAUGUUCCUAAAUUUAGUUCGGACGUUUUAAUUGUUGCCGUGAUUCCUGCUUGUCCCGUGUCGUAGACAUAAGAAUCACAUCGAUAUGAUUGUUGCGUCGUUGACGUGCCGUUACAGAAUAAUAUUAUGUUAAAUACAAGUGUGCCAAAUUACAUACCUACCUAUACCUAUUUAAUAAAAGGAAAUUCUAUUACAACUUUGUGUUAUAAGUAACAAGAACAAUUUGGAUAUAGUUGAAUUAGGUACGACAUUGAUUUUGUUUUUCAUUAUGAGGACUAUAAUAGCUAAAGCUUACGCACAAGUGUGUGUAACUAUGUGUAUACAUGUAUGAAACGAACAACAGUCAAGGAAUUAGUUUACAACAGCGAACACGCAAAAUGGCGCUUACAUCCGCUUGCUAUUACUUAAUAAGCGAAAUAAAUAAUAUUGAAUCGCUUUGUAACCACUCCGGUUACAUGAUUCGGAUUUGUUCUCUAUUACGGCAUCGCGUGUCAAGGCCCAAGGACAGUCCUUGAUUGCUGAUUACCUUGACAUUAUAAUGAUAAAAAAAUAUUUUGGUACUUAGCUUCGAAAUUAUUGGGCUUUCACAACUUCAGGACUUUGUCAGGCUACGAGCGAAGCUUUUGAAAAAAAAACGUUAUUCAGUGAAUUAAAAGAUGGAUUAUUUAUCGAUCAUUCCUAGUCUACAUCUACACGAUUUAGAGUCACGAUCUAGUCUUUCUUGGUCAGCAAUCUAGAGUCAGUCGGCUUACGAUCCAUUCACUCUUGGUCUACGAUCUAGAGUCACUUUUGGUCUACACUCUACAGGAAUCUAUCUCUGGGAUACUAGAAUCCCUCUUGGCUUAUCUUAUCCAAAUUCUUUUGGUCUACAAUUUAGAAUAAUUUCCGGUCUACGAUCCAGUCAGUCUCGGACCUCAGUCUACGAUCUAAAGACACUCUUGGUCUACGACUUACGUCUAGUAGGUAUUCCAAAUUUUUCAAAUAUAUAUUUUAGCGGCAGUGCUUUGUAGAUUUUUUGUCAUCUCAACGAAAAAUAAUUCGUAAUAUUUUUUCAAUAACUUUUAUUUUUCUAAAAAUUAUCCUAUUUGUUUCGUGUAAAUUGGGAGGGUAACCAUGAUUUUAAUUUUUUGUUAAUUUAUGUUUAAAAUAUUUUACUGUGAAAAAUAAAAAUCAUAAAUAAGUGUUUUUUAAUUUUUUUAAUUUUUAAAAUUUAAUUUUAAUUAAAUUUAUUAUUCAUUUAUUAUUUUAUAAUAAUUUGAUAUUAUAGUGACAAUAAACAUUAUAUUAAAUGUCAUUGUAUAUUUGAAUAAUGUUUUUCUGUAAAGGUGCUUAUAGGAAGUAUAUUUAAGCGUAUCAUCGUAACACAUGAUUAUGUUUAAGUUAUAAUGUGUAAUAGUUUGUGAAAUAAAUAGUUUCUUGUUUUAUUCUUUAUUCGCAUUGUUAGAUUUAGUGUUUUAAAUGGAUUUAAAUUAACUGUACCGCUGUAAAAUUGCGAUAACUUCCAUCCCAUCCCAUCUGUUCCCUAUUUGAUCGCGAAUCGUGAUGCUAAAUAUAAAUAUGUAUAAUGAUAACGAAUAUAGAGCUUAGAUAACAUAGUUUUAAUAUACAUGUAUUCGUUAUUUAGUUUUUACAUAAAGCAACGUGUUUUUUUAUUUCAUUUUCUAUACAAGUUUUAGUCAUGGAUGCUUACCUAUCUGUCAUAAUAAUUUAAAGAAUAUAAUUGUAGUAAAAUGACAAAUGCUGUAAAUUUGCAAUUGACUUAGACCCUCAAAAAAACAAGCUUGAUUACUUGCUAAAAUUCAAAAGAUAAUAUCAACCGAAUUUGACAUUACCAUUUCAUUAUGAAGUGAUUUAAAAAAAUAUUUCAAACGAUUUGAGCUUCUUUUAAUUUUUGAAUGCCACUGAGUUAGCGAAUAUCUAUUCAGAUUAGAUUACCGUUUGCAUGUUUACCAUCAUUGGAACAUCAAGCAAAAGACGUUGCAAUUCUUCAGAAUCAAAAUUGUGUAUAUUUGUUGCUAAAUGUAAAAAAUGAAUGAAUGAUUCUUUGGGUAGUUUUAAUACUUGUUUUGCGAAGAUUUAUAUAAAAUGAAAUAUAAUGUAUUAAAACAUGGUAGAUGGAUUGUUGAGAAACACAUUUUUGGAACGUUUUAUGCACUUUUAUAUAUUUGUACAUCUGACGUUUUUGUAUAUUAUGCUGUUGUAAAAAUAGGAUUAAAUAAAUAAUUAAAAUAAUACAGCUGCUUUUAUAUAAUAUAGCAACAAUUAUUUUUGAACCAUAUAAAUUGUAUUUUCUUUUAUGCUUAAUAAACAUUUCAUAUUAUAUAGAUAAAAAAAUAUUAUACGAGUAUAUAAAUAUGAAUUACAAUUUAUUCCAAAUCAUUGAAAGAAAAAACUUGGAACAAUAUUUGAAAUAUACAAAAAAUAGAUACCAGGUCAUGUUGAUAAAAGGCUUAAAGUGUAUAAAGAAUUCUGAAUUUUUUGUUUGCGAAUUUGGUUAACCUAUUUUAAAAAAAAUAUAAGCAAACAAUUUUUCUGCAGCCAAUAAAGAUUUUUUUAACAUAAAAAAUUGUAUAAAAUUUAUAAUACGAGCUUCGUGUUUUAAUUAAUUAAUUAUUAUUAUUAGAAAUAGGUUUUAACCAAUAUAAAACUUUAGUCAGUAGAUUUUGUUUUCAUUACUUUAAAAUGUUUCCAAUAAUAUACGUAACUUAGCCUAUAAAGUAAUAAUAGUCAUAUUAUUUGUACAUCUAUCUGUAAUUAUACAAUAGUUAAGUGUUAACGAAAGCUAAACCUAUUAUAAGUUGUUUAUAUUUAUUUUGUUUAUUUCUAAUCAACAGCGUUACAGAUUAUUAGAAUACAUUUACUUAUAAAUAAGAUCACAAAGAUUGUAGUAUUGAUUAUAUUGUAAAGUUUUUGUAUUUUUUUUGUUUUUUUAUUAUUUAAAAGUUUGUAGUAAGUUGUAGAUUAUAUCUUUUGGCCCCACAGUUAAAGGCCGUUCAGAAAUUUAUUCAGUAGGAACAAGUUCCUCUAUAUAAAACAUCUACUUAACCUAUAUGAACUUGGUUAAAAAUAGUGAAUAUACAAACAUAUUCGCGGACAUGUUCUUAUAAAUUAUUUUUGAAAAAAAAAUACCUUGGUAGGUUUGUUUUUAAUUUUAUGUAUUUAAAAAUUUACGUUACUAUUAACUUACAUUAGGUUUAGAUUUUGUGAAUACAAAUUGACUAUUGACAUUGUGUUAUGUUUAUAAACUAUAGUAAACUUGUUAAUGUUGUGUAAGAUUUUCUUGUUUUUUAACUUUUUGAAUGUUUGUUUUGAAUAAAAUUAUGAUACUUAGGUACAUUCCUAAAUAUAUUUGAUAUUAAAACACUGUCCGAAAAGAAUUUACUCGUAGUAAAAAAUAAGACUGCGUAAUAAUAAUAAAAUAGCAGAAAAGAAUCCUAUUCAUCUGUAAAAAAAUCAGUUCGUUUAUUGAAUACAUCAUACUGGCGUAAUUAAAUUUGUUUUUAUUACAAAAAAUAAA
Molecule: messenger RNA, 4171 nt
Organism: Bicyclus anynana (squinting bush brown)
Lineage: Eukaryota; Metazoa; Arthropoda; Insecta; Lepidoptera; Nymphalidae
Exons: 1
Coding region: 1-513 (170 amino acids)
Source: RefSeq, a predicted model, not a curated record